Zalophus californianus (California sea lion) is the source of this 1849-nucleotide messenger RNA. RefSeq names its product R3H domain containing 4 (gene R3HDM4). The record is from RefSeq and is a predicted model, not a curated record. Gene Ontology annotation, molecular function: nucleic acid binding. The transcript has 8 exons. NCBI's taxonomy places the organism in Eukaryota, Metazoa, Chordata, Mammalia, Carnivora, Otariidae. The coding region runs from base 53 to 871 and encodes 272 amino acids.
GCUCGGCCCCGAGAGGGCCCUGCCGGGCGGCGGCGACAACACAAGUCGAGCCAUGGUCGCGCUGGAGAACCCGGAGGGCGGCUCGGAGGAGGCGGUGGCGGCGGUGGGAAGCGCCCCAGGCGGGCGGCGGACGCUGCCCCUUCCGGGCUGCCUGCCCGCUCUAGCUGGCUCCCAGGUGAAGAGGCUGUCAGCCUCCAAGCGGAAACAACACUUCAUCAACCAGGCUGUGCGGAACUCAGACCUCGUGCCCAAGGCCAAGGGGCGGAAGAGCCUCCAGCGCCUAGAGAACACCCAGUACCUCCUAACCCUGCUGGAGACAGACGGGGGCACAGCUGGUCUGGACGAUGGGGACCUGGCCCCCCCGGCAGCACCCGGGAUCUUCGCAGAGGCCUGCAGCAAUGAGACCUACAUGGAGGUCUGGAAUGACUUCAUGAACCGCUCUGGGGAGGAACAGGAAAGGGUUCUCCGCUACCUGGAGGAUGCGGGCAAGAGCAAGACACGGAGGAGGGGGCCUGGCCGCGGGGAGGACCGACGGAGAGAGGACCCGGCCUACACACCUCGUGACUGCUUCCAGCGCAUCAGCAGGCGUCUGAGAGCCGUCCUCAAGCGGAGCCGCAUCCCCAUGGAAACGCUGGAGACCUGGGAGGAGCGGUUGCUGAGGUUCUUCUCUGUGUCUCCCCAGGCCGUGUACACGGCCAUGCUGGACAACAGUUUCGAGAGGCUCCUGCUUCACGCCAUCUGCCAGUACAUGGACCUCAUCUCAGCCAGUGCCGACCUGGAGGGCAAGAGGCAGAUGAAGGUCAGCAAUCGGCACCUGGACUUCCUGCCACCGGGGCUGCUCCUGUCCGCGUACCUGGAACAGUGCAGCUGAUGGCAGCCCCGCCCUGCCCCCCUCCCCCCCCCCCGCCACGCUGCCUCCCCCUUGCCCAGACCUCGGAUACCAUUUGCUACAGUAUCUUUAUUAUUUUGAGAAUUUGUCCCUGUAGACACGCUCUUCCCCUCGGGUGGCUCUCUCUCACCCUGGCCCCUUCCCUGUCCACCUCUCCCAGAUAAACGCUGGGGGCUGGGGCCACCCCGGACUGGCCUGGCCUUGCAGCUCCCCGCUCUGGGACUUGUAUUCGAGCGAGGAGACCCGGCCUGGUCACCUCUGUGUUCCUUCAUUCUGCUUUUCCAGCCCCGUUUGAAGCUUAAGCGAGGAAUGAGAGGCUGGGUUUUUAUCACUUUUAAUGAAUUUGGCAUGAUUUGUUGUAGAUUUUUAAAUUUCCCUUUUGGGAAGAAAAACCAAAAACUUGCCCCAACUGAUAAAUCGGGGGACUUUGUUCUAGUCCCUGUUUGACCCCCCCUUCCCAGUUUUUGGCUUGGGGGGGGUCUCUGGGGCUCUGCCCCUUUUUCCAGGAGUGUUCUGUUGUAUGCCCAUGUGCGCGCGCGCGUGUGUGCGUGUGUGCGUGUGUGUGUGUGUGUGUGUGUGUGUGUGUGUGUGUGUGUGCGUGCGCAACCUAGGACAGAAGCUACAUCUUAAAGGCUGGUCUUACCACCUUUUGGGAAUGUGUGCUGUUCUCCCCCUGGUGGCUUUUGGUGGCUCCUGUGGCCCUGUCUGCUCUGCACACCUCCUCCCUUCGUACUGGGGGAUCGGGACUUCCAGCCAGAAGCCUCUGCCGUCGGACUGCCCCAUUCCCCUCUUCGUGUCCCCUUCCCCCCCGCCCAGCUCUGGCCUGUUGCCUUGGGGUGUCCUCACACUGGUCAUCCUGGCGUGUCCCACAAGAGCAGAGCUGGGGGACACCCCUCCCGUGUGUGUGGCUGGUUGUGCUUUGGGAAAAGUAGAGAGUUCAAUAAAUUUCUGGUGCUCUGG